This is a messenger RNA of Eruca vesicaria subsp. sativa (arugula), 588 nucleotides long. Lineage: Eukaryota; Viridiplantae; Streptophyta; Magnoliopsida; Brassicales; Brassicaceae. The record is from the annotation of a GenBank genome assembly.
AUGUCUCUCGCUGAUGAUCCCGUUCUGAUCGAAGAUGGCAAAAAGAGCUUUUGGUUGGAGAAAGGGAGUGGGAAGAUGUGUUACAUGUUAUCUGCGAUGGAUUUGAAGAUCGUAUGCAGUGAUUGGCCUGAUUGUUGGCAAUGGAAGAAAGAUCCGGAUUCUAACUUUGAGAAAGUAGUGAAGCUUCGUGGCGUGAUUUGGUUCGAGAUUCAGGGCAAGAUAGGUUGCGGAAUGUUGUCCAAGGGGACACAUUACUCUGUCUACUUAGUGUUCAAGAUAGCAAGGCGUGGAUCACAUGGUUUCAAAGACACGCCCAUGGACGCUCAAGUCGGGUUUGUGGGGAAAGAUGCUAGUGAAACGACUGUGUUACUCGAACCAAGCGGUGGUUAUCGUUACAUCAACGAUGGGUGGAGUGAGGUGAAGCUUGGGAAUUGUUACAUCAACGAUGGUGGUUGUGAUGAUGAUGAUGAUGAUGAUGAGAUUGAGUUUUCUAUUAUGGAGACUCAGAAGGGACAUUGGAAGAGUGGUUUGAUUUUCCAGGGAAUCGAGAUAAGGCCAAAGACUGAAGAAAUGGUGAUAGCUAAGUGA